Messenger RNA from Notechis scutatus (mainland tiger snake), 1760 nucleotides. It is a transcript of the gene NUDT19, whose product is annotated as nudix hydrolase 19. NCBI's taxonomy places the organism in Eukaryota, Metazoa, Chordata, Lepidosauria, Squamata, Elapidae. Gene Ontology annotation, molecular function: hydrolase activity, acting on acid anhydrides, in phosphorus-containing anhydrides. The record is from RefSeq and is a predicted model, not a curated record. Gene Ontology annotation, cellular component: mitochondrion.
GGAAGGGGCAGAGCCGGCUUCUUCCCCACCGCAAGGCCACCUAGCCCGCAGGGUAGACUUGCAAAAGCGCCCUUGCCAAGGAGAGAGGGGAGAGGAGAGGCGGCCGCUGCCUCCGGCCCCGCGCCGAGCAAGGAAGCGAGCCGCCCUUCAGCCCCGCUGGGGCCCUUCUCCGCCCUGACAUGACCUCCAGGCCCUGGCGGGAGGCUGCCACGCUGCUCCUGGCGGCGGGCAGCGGCGGCGGGCGGCCUCCGCGUCCCUCCGCCUUCGACUACCAGGUGCUGCUGCUGCAGCGGAGCGCCCGGAGCGCCUUCCUGCCCUGCGCCCAAGUCUUCCCGGGCGGCGUGGCGGAGGCCGCCGACUUCUCGCCCGCCUGGCGGGAGCUGCUGCCCGAGGGGCCGCGCUGCGGGCUGGGCGCCGAGCCGCCCGCCCGGCCUCCGCUCUUCACCGCCCGCCGCCGGCCCGAACUGGGCGAAGAUGCCUUGCCGGCCGACGUGGCCUUCCGCAUCUGCGCCAUCCGGGAGACCUUCGAGGAGAGCGGGCUGCUCCUGGCGGUGCCGGCCGGGAGGGACGGGGGCCCGGCGGCUCCCGCUCUGCUGCCCACCGAGCUGCUGCAGCGGCUUCUGCCGGCCGGCCAGCUGGAGGAGUGGCGGCGGCGGGUGCAAGGCGACCCGGGCAGCUUCCUGCAGCUCUGCCGCCGCCUGGGCUGCGCGCCCCACUUGCGGGCGCUGCACGAGUGGGGCAACUGGCUGACCCCCGUGGGGCGAAGCGGGCCGGCCGGCCGCCGUUACGACACCGCCUUCUACCUGUGUUGCUGCUUCGGGCAGGAGCCGCCCGCCGCCUCGCACGACCGGCAGGAGGUGGCCGAUUGCAGGUGGUCAACCCCUUUAGAAGCUGUUGAACUUUUUAACUCAGGAGAAAUCUGGAUAGCACCACCGCAGCUUUAUGAGUUAUGUAGGCUCUGCCAUUUUUCAUCCCUUCAUGAUCUGGAGAGGUUUAGCUCAGAACGAGCUUUAGAAGGUUGUGAACGCUGGAUGUCAGUUACGUUGAUGGCUUCAGAUGGCCACAUGCAAUUGUUGCCAGGUGACGAUUUAUAUCCCAAAGAUCCUGAUUUUACUGGCAAAAGGAAAUCUGUGUUGACCACAAAUAAAAACAUUGAAGAACUAAUGAAAGAAGCAAGAAACCAUCACCGGAUAGUAAUACGAAGCCGUAAUAAUACAACUAUCCACAUGAAUAUUGAAUCUAAAUAUAAACAUAUAAAUCCAGUUAGACUGGACUCUAAAAUGUGAAAUAACGUGGAUUGCACCAGUCAGUUGUAUUUCUCAUACUGGAAUUACUAAAUUUUGAGAGAUGUUGGAAUAACAAUGAAUUACCAUAAUAGCACUGUGCCAUUUUUGUGGACAUACCUCAAUAUUAAUGUAAAUUAUUUAGAUUUCAAGUUGUGUUGAUCAGUGUAAUUAUUCUUGUUAUGCAAAUGUGCCAAUUCUGGAAUAGAGACCUAUCUUCUAAGAACCCGAAUUUAAUUUACUUGUUUGUUUACUUGUAUGUUAUAGCUAUACUGAUAUAUCCUUAAAAAAAAUUUAAGGUGGUUUGCAACUUCAUUAUCAUUCAGUACUGUAAACAAAAGACUAUCACAUUAUAUUUUAAUACAUUUGAAUUAUUAUUACAGUUAUUAUAAGUGAUAAGUAGGCAUCCAGAGUACAUGGAUUUGGGUCAUGGCAGCGAUUGCUUGCCUUGAUGCUGAUUUCAGAAUAGUGGGUAUG